Messenger RNA from Seriola aureovittata, 2423 nucleotides. It is a transcript of the gene bicdl2l, whose product is annotated as bicaudal-D-related protein 2-like. Bases 24 to 1415 code for a protein of 463 amino acids. Gene Ontology annotation, biological process: Golgi to secretory granule transport; vesicle transport along microtubule. The transcript is spliced from 6 exons. The record is from RefSeq and is a predicted model, not a curated record. NCBI's taxonomy places the organism in Eukaryota, Metazoa, Chordata, Actinopteri, Carangiformes, Carangidae.
UCCCUGUGACUUCGACAAAGAUCAUGAACUACUCUCAGCCUUUCUCGCUGCUCAACGAGAGCCUGAGACCUCGAUGCACCACCAGUGAACAGCUCUACUCCUCCCUGAACCGAAUGGAGGACAAACAGCUGGGCUCCCUCAGAAGCCGCUCCUCAUCUUACCGACCAACGGUUCUCCCAGCAGAACCAGAACCAAGAGUCUAUGUGACCUCAGCAGAGCCGGAUGAUCCUGAGGAACCUGAAGACGAGGCAGAGCAGGAGGAUUUCGUCUGUGAUGGCUUUAAAGAAGGAAACUGUGCUGAUCUGCUUUCCAUUAGCAACUCAAUCCUCAUCACUGAGAUGAACUUAAAAUGUGGCAGUGAAGAGGAGCUGGCUGACGAGGACAGUGGCUCCUCACACUCCGAGGAGAAAGACAAUGGAGGUGAGCUGAACUCAGAGGAGUCAGUUUCUGUCUGUUUGGCCAGUGAAGAUGGGAAAUCUCUCCAGAGGAGCUACAUUAACGGGACUUUACCAGACCUGCUGAAGAAUGGCAGGCCGCUCAGCAGACGCAGGACACUGGGACAUGUCUCUGACACGCUUAAUGAAGUGCGCAGAGAAGUGGAGCUGUCUCGCAGACGAAGCAUCAGGCUCAAGGCCCAGGUGGACAAACUGCAGGAGAGCAGAGAUGGGCCGGGCUGGAGCCAGCACAGAGAGAGGGUCACAGAGGAGGUCCUGUCCGUUCUGCGGCUGCUGCACCCGCUGACAGAGCCCGAGUCCAGCACACCUGAACCCUCUCCGGGGGAAAACUGUCUGGACGCCGCCCUGGCCCAGCUGCAGAGCGUGGCCCGCAAACUGGCAAUUAGCAACACCAAACAGGAGUUCAAAUCUGGACAAGGCAGAGGAGCAGAGGACAUUGCUAUCCUGCAGCAGGCUCUGCGGGACAGAGAUGAGGCAAUAGAGAAGAAGAAGGCGAUGGAGGACGAGCUGCUGAGGAGCAAGACAGACAUGAUGACGCUGAACAACCAGCUGCUGGAGGCCGUACAGAAACGUCUGGAGAUGUCGCUGGAGCUCGAAGCCUGGAAGGAGGACGUUCAGCUGAUGCUCCAACAGCAGGUUAGGAUCCAGCAGGAGGCGGAGCAGGCCCAGAAGAAGCCCUCCCGCCUGGGCAUCCUGAGGAGAAACAAUCGACCGCCCGUCCAGCGGCCAUCCAAUUUCCCUUUGUCUGCUCCCGCCCCUCCCACCACCAACUCAAGCCAAAUCUUCAUCUCCAGAGCUGCGGUUUCUGCUCCCAGCACGUCUCCUUCUACCAGCACCCAACGCAACUGGAGGGACAAGUUGAAGCUGGGCAAGAGCAGUCGUCAAGGAGAAGAUGCAGUGGGGCAGGAUUCAGAGUAUAAUAGGGAUGACAGCGGCUUCCAGGUCGUAUCACUUGAUUGAAGCAGUGAUAACUUUGCACUAAGUACAUUCAAUCUGAUACUCAUCUCUCCUGUGUAACAAUUUAGUCUCCCUCCAAUCUAAUGUCUUCUGCUUACUGUGCCAAAUGCUGCAGUUUGAUACUAGAAGGCUGUUUUCAAAUUCAUCUGCUGAAGGGAGGGGAAGUUUUUCUGUGCUCACUUUGAAUCUGAGUUGAAGACGUUGCACAUACGAGCAGGUUUUAGUGAUGACACCACUAGGUUAGAGGCAGGGUUAUGUGUGAUGUGGAAACAUGAAACUUCCAGUGCAAAACAUACAUAAACACAGAGUGGAGCUUUCAUCCAAGUAGGAGACAGCUUGUGUCCAGCGGUUACACUUUUGAAAUGAACAAUAUUUGCAUAUUCAUAGAUUCUGGAUUUUGACGUCAUUUUAAGAAUUUUUGACGAGGUAAUUGAACUUUCUGAGGACAAACUGUCAAACACAAAUUAUUACAGCAAGCAACAUGUCUUGGAUCUUUGACUCAUGUAAUUUAUAUAUUUACACUUAAUGCUUCACAUUUAAUUUCCUGAACAUUGUUACUGUUGUCAUGUUGUAAAUACAUGAUAUUUAGACAUUGUGAGACACUGUCACGUCACCUCUGAUCCUUCAUUUUCUCCACUUUUGUUUGUUGCAUUUUCAAGAUUCAAAAGAAAAAAAACACUGCAGAUUUUUGCUAUUUUAUUGUAUAAUAUCAGUUUGUACAUUUUCAAUAAUAUAUAAUCCACUCCUAUAUGGGCUUGCACACAUUUAAAAUGUUUAUAUAUAUAUAUAUAUAUAUGUAUAUAUAUAUAUAUAUAUGCCAUUAUUUCGAAUAAGCGCCACCAAUGUGGGAACAAACUGAGACGUAUAUAGCACAGCAAAGUCACACCCGAUGACAAGAGAAAAGGCAUGCUCACAGAGAAACAAUAUACAAUCCUGAACAGAUGAUUACAGUCUCCAAACCGCUUUACAAUGUCACUGAAUAAAUUCACUUUUCUAUAUCGUUAACACAGA